AUGUCGGGGAAAAGUGUCGGAAGUGGCGCAGUGCUGCUGAACAGCACCCAUGGUCUCCCAGGCCUGGACGGCGAAGCGAACGCGUCGCCGCUGGGCGGUUACAAUCUGCCGCUUCUCUCGUCGCGCUGGCUGUCAAGCUACUCGUCCGGGUUUCUGCUGGGGCCGUGUGAUAGCUCCAUCGGUGUGAAGGACGAGUGGCCGAAGUUGGUGCCCAGCGUGAGCGUCAGCAAUAACGCGGGCAAGUCUCACAAGUCGUCGUUUGCGCGGAGCUGUGGGUGGGGUUCGUGUAUUUUUGAACGCAUAUCACUGAAAGAAUCGGCGCCGCUAUCAUUGUCGUUGUCGGAAGACCAGUGGGGAAUUCCUGCCUCGUAUGCCUUCAACGAUGGCACUGAGACAAAGCGCGAGUACAACGAUGAACUGCAGGAGCAUACCGGGAACAUAAAGACAACAACACCGACGACAGAGGACGAUGUGCCAACUUGUGAUGCGCAUCGGGUGCGUACACUUCUUGUAUUCGCCUUGGCGGGAGGAGGCAUCAAGGGACUUGACGGCACCGCUGACGACGUGCUGAUGUGGGACAAGAACAAAUCAUCCAUAAAGAACGGCUCCCUUAACGACCUGUGCACGCGGUAUGCCUCCGGUUUCAACGCCACCCUCCUUAUUGCAUAUUCCCAACGUAGCAUUGCUGUCGCGGAAGACCUGUUUGUCGCCUUCACCAGGCAGACAGCAGCUGUAAGCACAAAGGGAAAUACACCGUGUGUCACUGUCAUCACCGCCGCCGCUAUGCCGCCAGACGGCACUGUGGCAGAUCUGAUGUGGCCGUCCGCCAGGGACGUGAGAGAAAAACUCGAGAUCGGAGUGAACCCUGUCUUUGGGAGUUGUAUUGCCAACCUCAAUUCAGUGGAAUUGAAAGACGAAUAUCAUGGUAUGGAGAUUGCGAAGGAUAUCCUUCAGAAUGCAAAACUGCUCGGUGUCGACGCGUCAAGAUAUACAGGGGGCAUAGUCUGGGUAAUGGUGCUUCUCAAACAGGUGCGUGACGAAGGAAAAGACGUAUUUCUAUCCGCUAUGCAUAUCGUGUUGAUCGGGGGGCACCUGAAACGUUUCGAUGAUAUCGCGAUGAAGAAGAGAGAGCGCGACCUGGGGUUCCUUCUGACUAAUGUGCUUGCCACCUCGGCAAAGGCCGUAUUUGCCUCGGUGGUGGAUUUCAGUGUCGAAAACCGGGCCGCGCUCAAUAUCGGAUUACGUUUGCAGGAGAUGAAGAUGGAUUUGCCGUGCGACGGCAGCGUUCGAAAGUUUAUAGACAAUGCCGAUGCUGAGCUGAAUGAUGGCACAAGGGGGAAGUGCAAACGUGAGGCGCUGCUGAUCAAGGGAACAGGAGGAAUUGAGAAGGUCGUGCAGGACGCGCAGCUCUUCUUGACGGACACACUCUGCAGGCCAGUAAAGGUGUACCUCACUUCAUCAAAGUCGUGGGACUCUUCGGAGGCAAUGCAAAGCCACCCAAGGGGACUAAAGACGCCUUCGUCAGAAAACCACUCAAAUAUUUAUCAGAACUCGGCACAGCAAGACGGUCUGAUAUUUCCACCCCCGAUCCUCGUGCAGAGAAAGGGAAAUAAUGCCAGAUCAAGCCGUUUGGCUGGUAGGGGUAGCUCUUUUGGAACAGUCCGUGAUGGUCUGUCCUUGCCUAUCAUGCGCCGCGGUAUUUUGAAGGGAGAAAUGUGCCGUCAGCAGACAAAGGGCGGCUCAUCGCGGUUGAAACAGAUAUUUUCAGCCACAGAAGUUUGCCAGGGAGCGUUAACAGAACAGCACCUAGACGGUCGGGGAAAAACAAGCCCAAGCCGACAGCUGCGGUUCUCCGAGGGAACGCUAAGAGGACAGGUUCAACAGGUAGCACCACCAGUGAAACGGGUAGCGAAGGACAGAACUCUUCCAAAGCGGCAGAUUGCCUACACGGCGCCGCCGAUGAAGGUGUAUAGCGAGAGUGAACAUUCAGUCAUCUGGAGCUAA
Messenger RNA from Trypanosoma grayi, 2004 nucleotides. RefSeq lists its product as hypothetical. The coding region runs from base 1 to 2004 and encodes 667 amino acids. The record is from RefSeq and is a predicted model, not a curated record. NCBI's taxonomy places the organism in Eukaryota, Euglenozoa, Kinetoplastea, Trypanosomatida, Trypanosomatidae. The transcript has a single exon.